Marchantia polymorpha subsp. ruderalis is the source of this 1650-nucleotide messenger RNA. The record is from the annotation of a GenBank genome assembly. Lineage: Eukaryota; Viridiplantae; Streptophyta; Marchantiopsida; Marchantiales; Marchantiaceae.
CUCGAAUGGAGAUCCUGAUGAGUUUGUGUGUGAGCUGGUGUUCGCUCUUCCGAAAGACUAUUGGUGACAGCAGGUACAGGCUCAAAAUCCAUGUUAACAAACUCACUACGGUCUUCGACAUCCGCAGACGGAGAGUGGCCUUCACCCAGUGUGGUGAUCUCCUGGUGAUCGUGCUGAUCCGGGGGCUUGAGCGGGCUAGGUGCAGAUGCUUGCUUGCCCUUGCCAACUACUUCGACUGAUCGUUUACUAUACCACUAUGGCAGGAAGAAUCGAUACGCCCGUCGCAAGCGAUGCGCCAGCACGCCGGGGGGUGUACCUGCUCUCGCAUCCACGGUCCGCGUCCAACUUGUUCCAGAGAAUGAUGGAAAAGCAGCCGGGCUUCCAGAUCUCAAAAUACAAAUUGCACGAUUCGCAGGCGUCGUUGACGCAGCUGCUUAAAGGUCGCUUAAGUGAAUGGUCGGAUGAGGAGCGCGAGGCCUUGUAUGACAUGUUCCGGGCUGGAUUUGACAAAGUUCAAGACGAACUGGCAGAUGCAAGAAAAAAUGGCAAUCAGCUCUUUAUGAAAGAUCACACUAUGUUCCUGUCAGGUCCGGACAAACUCUUCGCCCGCACCUUUGAUGGAGAUGAAGUGGAUCCCCUCGUCGUCUAUGAGCGCAACGCGCCUAAGUCUACCCAAACCAACCCGACUAGCAUGCCUGACAGUCUACUGCUCUCCAUGCAGCCGAUCUUCCAGAUCCGACACCCAGUACUCAUGUUUCCGUCGAUGCUCCGCGCUCUGAUCAAGGUCCAGGGCCGUGCCCGUCCACGCGACCUGUCAGUCACGCCGCUGCUGACGCUGCGAUAUUCUCGUGAUUUGUUCGACUGGUACCUCAACCAUGGGGGUGAGGUGAAGCCGAAGGUCAUCGAUGCUGAUGACAUUAUCAACGAUAGAGCUGUAGUUCGACAGCUCUGUAUCGAGACGGGCAUGGACCCCGAUGCUGUGCAGUACGAGUGGGAGAUCCGAGAAGACAAGGACCCGCACCAGGCGAUUAUGAGGUCCACCAUAAAUGCGUCCACGUGUAUCAUCCCAGGCUUGGUUGCCCGAGGUCUUGACUUUGAAAUUGAGAAGGUGAAGUGGAAAGCAGAGUUUGGUGAAGAGGAUGGCGAAGAUCUUGCGAUGGCUGUCCACGAUGCGAUGCCAGACUAUAACUAUCUACUAACCCAUCGAGUUCUUCCUGGUAAGUGAACAUACAAGGCAUCUAACCUGUCGCACACAGGCAAAAUCUUCCACCUUCUCAAUUUCAAAGUCAAGACCACACACAUCUCACCUGUCGCCAGCAAUCGAGUGAUUGGGUGAUUCUGGAAUGGUGCUCAUGGCAGGAUGUAGAUACUUCGACCGAUUGGUGAUUUGCUUCCAAGUUCUCUGGACGCUUGACUCCAUCUGUCUCCGAGCAAGUUGUUCUAGGAGAUUUUUAUUCCAUCAUUUGCUGAUUACUCUAUUCCUAGAUUUUAAUGGAAAGGAAUACGGAUGCACUCAUGUGAGUUAUAAUCACGCAACAGUUGUGACUACGUCUCCGUACAAUGUUUCACUGUAGCUGUCAGAUGUGUUUGCAAUGGUCUUAUUGCCCAAGCUGUAAUUGCAGAAGACGUUGAAAUAAGAGUGAUUUGUGC